Anastrepha ludens (Mexican fruit fly) is the source of this 852-nucleotide messenger RNA. RefSeq lists its product as uncharacterized. The record is from RefSeq and is a predicted model, not a curated record. The coding region runs from base 145 to 828 and encodes 227 amino acids. The transcript has 2 exons. Lineage: Eukaryota; Metazoa; Arthropoda; Insecta; Diptera; Tephritidae.
GUCAAAUCAAGUUUACUUCAAUAUAAUAAUAAGUACUCUUUAAAUUAAGAAGAAUGAAUAAUUUGCAAAUAUUUUGCAGGGUAUCAACAAGUCAGGUUCGCUAGACUAUAAAGUCUUUUGUAAUAUUUUCCAUGUGCGCAAUCAAUGAAUAAAACAGAAGCAAUCGAUUUCCUUCAGGGUGAAAAGACCAUGUAUUUUGGUUAUUUCAUACCCACUAUAGUGUCCUUAAGUAUAAAAAUGCGUCGUUUGGAGCCUAAAAGUUUGAAGUAUUUAACCGAAAGUAGCAAAAAAAUGCAUGAAGCUUUGCUUAAAAGAUUUGAAAAGUACUUCCUGAUUCAGCCUGAUGCUUGGGAUGCUGUUAUUGCCGCUAUUUCUGUCCCUGACAUUAAGUUGCGAUUUGUGAAAGCUCUUUUAGAAACAGCUAAAACGCAAACAGAAGAGGAAGUUAAAAAAAUGUUCAACACUUAUGUGGUCAAGUAUGGAAAAGUAGCCUGUGCCAAAACUCGUAUUCUACCUCAACCACCUCAAAAAACAUUUUUUGACUUCGGGGAUGAAAGUAAUGAUAUUAGCAUACAAUGUGGUUCCACUGACUCGGAAAAUUAUCUGCAAGAAACGCUAUUAUACCUGGCCGAACGAGAAGAAACAACAAGUUGCCUAAAUAAAUAUCAGGCUAUUAAAAACGUAUUUUUAAAAUAUAAUACCCCAUUACCGUCAUCUGCACCUGUAGAACGGUUGUUUUCAUUCGCUGGAAUUGUAAAUCAGUCUAGAAGGCAAAAACUCAGCGAUGCAAAUUUUGAAAUGCUUGUGUUAAGAAAGGCUAAUAGCUAAUAGCAAAUAAAAUUAUAUUAACAG